AGUUCAGCUUCCUUAGCUGCGGUGACCAGAGCCAGAGGUUUACAGCAACCGGGUUUUAGCCGCCGAGCUUUCGGGUUCUCUGGUCCCGAUUCUGUUUGUGGUGGUCGCGAUGUUUUUCUCCGAGGCCCGGCCACGGACGUGGGAAGCCAGCCCCUCAGAACACAAGAAGUGGGUGGAAGUAUUUAAAGCAUGCGAUGAAGAUAAUAAAGGCUAUCUAAGCAGAGAGGACUUUAAAGUUGCUGUUGUAAUGCUGUUUGGGUACAAGCCCUCCAAGGUAGAAGCUGAUUCCGUGAUGUCUUCAGUAAAUCCAAAAACUUCCGGUAUAUUGCUUGAGGAGUUUUUAAGUAUUAUUAGGAAAAAAAAGGAAGUUCAACUCUAUCGGAAUGAAAUAAGACACAUCUUCACAGCUUUUGACAGGCACUAUCGGGGGUAUUUAACUUUGGAAGAUUUCAAGAAAGCAUUUAGGCAGGUGGCUCCCAAGUUAUCAGAAAGGACUAUUCUGGACGUAUUCAGGGAAGUAGAUCAAGACUCAGAUGGUCUUGUCAGCUUUAAAGACUUUGAAUAUGCCAUGAAGUAUGGACAAAAUGAAGCCUAACUACUGUGAACUGCUUUUGGCAACUUCUGGGGAGACAAGUAGAUCGUAAUGUAUAUUUAAAUGUCAAACUCUGCUCCGCUAGUGAUGUAAUUAUGCUGCAUACUUGUGACUAAACUCUCCAUUGUGGGUUUCAGAUGCUGAUGUGACUUGCAUGGCAGAAUCCUAGAGGUGGUCAUUACAGGUCGUCUUCCAUGGGGCUAGCAGCCCUGAGCCAGGCUGCUGCUGGCUCUGCCACUGAGGCCGGCUCCCACCCCUCCUCUUCACUCUCAACCCACCACGCCCACCCACACUGCAGGCUGGGGUGCUCCACUCACUAGUCCUCACCACCCCACCUGCUCCCUCCUUUAUUCUCAUUGGUUCCUAAUGUCUGGAGAGAAGUCACUUUUUCCUGCCAAUGGUGCCAGUUUCCUUCUCUCAUUCAACUUUAUUUGAACGAAUAAUAGCACCUGUAUAUACUGAGUGCUUAACAAUGUUUCAAGCAAUGAGCAAAAAAAGCAUUGGAAAAACAAGGACUUAAGAUUUCUCGAAGAUAAAGUACCCAGUGUCAAAAUCAUCAUUGUAAAAUGGCCCUAGGGCAUUCGCUGUACAAGAUUUAAAAAAAACAGAUUGGACUGACACAAGUAAGUCUUCUCGAGCAGGAGACAGAGGAAGAACAGAGUUCAGUAAGGAAGGAUACUGGGGGCAAAAGAUUUAUUUGCAGGGCCCUUUCGGUUGGCUUGGGCCCAGGAUUCGUGUGGCUACCCAGCUGUCCUCUGCUGCACGGUUCCUCGGUUCCUCGUUGUGGUUGGCCCCACCUGCACCAAGAGCCUGAGCCUUUUGCGUUCACAUUCUCCAUGUCUUGCCCGCCCACCUGCGGGAACCUGAUACGUGCCGUACCAGAUCGAAAACUGUGACACUGGACCUCCAACACUUAUUUUAAAUAAAUGCUGGUAUCAUUGCCGAUAUUUUAUCUCUAAGUGUUCAGAAAUCAUAACAUUAAGAUGAGGAAAACAUCUAAUUCAAAUUUUAAAAGUAGUAAACAUUUAAAGAUCAAGUACAAAUAUACAUUUGUAAAAUAGAAACAUUAAACGAGCAUCAUUCAAACCCAAAUUAUUGGCAGAUAAACUUAAAAAUAAGAUCUUAAAACUGUUACAAGUCAGCGGAACCUCAGGAGACAAAACAAUAUAAUUUGAUGUUCUUGGAAUAGAAAAAAGGGACAUUAGGUAAACACUAAUAAAGAAUGGACUUUAGUUCAUAAUAAGUACUCUGUUCACAAUUUUUCUGCAAAUCUAAAACGAUUCCAAAAUAAAAAGA
This is a messenger RNA of Ailuropoda melanoleuca (giant panda), 1888 nucleotides long. RefSeq names its product EF-hand calcium binding domain 11 (gene EFCAB11). The record is from RefSeq and is a predicted model, not a curated record. Bases 110 to 595 code for a protein of 161 amino acids. The transcript has 6 exons. NCBI's taxonomy places the organism in Eukaryota, Metazoa, Chordata, Mammalia, Carnivora, Ursidae. Gene Ontology annotation, molecular function: calcium ion binding.